UCGGCCGCUCCCUUCCACGCUCCCCUCCAUCCAACCAUCGCAUCUAGUCAUCUCUCUCCGGCGCCAUGACGACUGCGGCCGCCGGCAGGGCCAGCCGCGACCUCCGGUGGUGACUGACUGGUGAACCCACCGUUGAUCGACGAAGAGCAUCGUUUCAGCGCAGAUGCUUGGUCAGUAGCCGCCGGCCGCGCAUGUCAGCUCUCGCUUUGUGCGAGGGAAUCGCCAAGUCGCCAUGCUGGUCGGGAUGCUCGAGGUCGAGGCUUGUUGCCGCAUCCCGCGGUCGGAGAGGAGCCGUCGUCUGUCGCCGGGAGAAGCUAGGGACCUCUCGCUUGCUGCGGGCAUCUCCUUCCUUCCGCACAAACUCAAGGCAGAUGCAAUGGGCCAUCAAGACUAUGUCAGACGAUAGUAGUGACCAAUCAGGCAAUAGCACUCGCCUUUUCAGUGCAAUUCAAUCUUUUUGGAACAAGUUUUUUGCCAAGCUGAAGAAAGCAAGGAAAGGGUUACCGGUGAAGAUCCUAUUCUUUCUGAUUGGAUUUUAUUGUGCUACGGCAUUUGCUACCGUCAUUGGGCAAACAGGUGACUGGGAUAUAUUGUCGGCCGGACUUGCUGUUGCCAUUGUGGAGGGUAUUGGUGCACUCAUGUACAGGGCUUCCUUUGCAUUUCUUGGUAGGAUCAGGAAUAUGAUUAUCAUAUUCAAUUACUGGAAAGCUGGCCUUACGCUUGGGUUGUUCUUGGAUUCUUUUAAAUAUGAAGUGGAUGAGUUUCUUGAAUCAUGUAACCCAUUCAACUUUGAAAUCAAUAUAUUUACUGGGCUUUGGUAAAAUUUGUUCCAGGUUUUGGUA
Molecule: messenger RNA, 842 nt
Organism: Phragmites australis (common reed)
Lineage: Eukaryota; Viridiplantae; Streptophyta; Magnoliopsida; Poales; Poaceae
Product: ycf20-like protein
Exons: 3
Coding region: 192-821 (209 amino acids)
Source: RefSeq, a predicted model, not a curated record